Messenger RNA from Cyprinus carpio (common carp), 2315 nucleotides. Its product is annotated as Rab interacting lysosomal protein-like 1. Gene Ontology annotation, biological process: cilium assembly. Gene Ontology annotation, cellular component: cytoplasm; ciliary basal body. The record is from RefSeq and is a predicted model, not a curated record. Gene Ontology annotation, molecular function: protein dimerization activity. Lineage: Eukaryota; Metazoa; Chordata; Actinopteri; Cypriniformes; Cyprinidae.
UGUGCGCAUGCGCUGUACAUGAAGCGCCGCUCUGUGGAAUAAAUAAGGGCAGGGAACCCGAACCGCAAUGGGACAACUCUUAUUUCGGUCCAAUACGGCCUAAAAAUAUCCCGAAAUGGCUUUUAUCCUUGACGGUGUUUCAUCAGAAGGCUUUUAGAGGGUGUUGGGGAUCUGUUUGGCUAUUGAAAGGGACUGAGAAAGUUUGGAAGGAGACGAACUUCAGGGACGCGCAGAGACGGUCAUGGAGGAUUUCGGUUCGGCGCUGGAGAAGAACGUGGCGGAUCUGACCGUGAUGGACGUGUACGACAUCGCCGCGGUGGUGGGUCAGGAGUUCGAGCGCAUUAUCGAUCAGUACGGAUGCGAGGCUCUGUCCCGCCUCAUGCCCAAAGUGGUCCGGGUUCUGGAGAUCCUGGAGGUGCUGGUGAGCCGCAACAGCAUCAGUCCAGAGACCGAGGAGCUGCGCCUGGAGCUGGACCGGCUCCGACUGGAGCGGAUGGACCGGCUGGAGAAGGACAGGAAACACAAAAAGGAGCUGGAGCUGGUGGAGGAUGUGUGGAGAGGAGAAGCCCAGGAUCUGCUGUCCCAGAUCGCACAGCUGCAGGAGGAGAACAAAACACUGCUCAGCAACCUGUCUGUCAAAGAGUGUCCAAUGACGGAAGAGGAUAUACAGAAACAGGAAGGCAUGACCGAGAGGGAACGGCAGGUGAUGAAGAAGCUGAAGGAAGUUGUAGAUAAACAGCGAGAUGAGAUCCGUGCCAAAGACCGUGAGCUGACGCUCAAAAACGAGGACGUUGAAGCGCUCCAGCAGCAGUUGAACCGGCUGAUGAAGAUCAACCAUGACCUGAGGCAUAAGAUCACUGUGGUGGAGUCCCAGGGUAAAGCGCUGAUCCAGCAGAAGGUGGAGCUGGAGGCGUCUGGUCAGGCGCGGCAGCAGGAGCUGGGUAACCUGCGACAGGAAGUGGCCCGUCUUAAGGAGCGCCUUAAAGAGCAGGGCAAGUCCAGCACUGAGACGGAGGAGCCUGUAGGACCACCUUCCCCUGCACAGUUGUCUAAAACGGCCCCUUCCUGGGGUCAGGAUUUAGCUUCUGAGCUCCUCGCUGGGGGCCUGGAGAUAGAGGAAGGUCCCCUCCAUUUCAUUCCCCGCACCGGGGCCCCAGACGCUCUGACAGAUGAUGGUGAGGAAGAGAAGGAUGACGAAGAUGCUGCAUUUUUAUGGGAGGUGCUGUGUGAUGAUGACAUGUCCUCUAAUGAUCUGAAAGACCCCAACCGCCCACGAUUUACCCUGCAAGAGCUGCGUGACGUCCUGCAUGAGCGCAAUGAGCUGAAAGCUAAGGUCUUCAUGCUACAAGAAGAAAUUGCGUAUUACAAAAGUGACGAACAGGAGGAGGAAACCGGCCCACCACUGCCAGACCCGUCUCCUACAUUUCGGCCAAGCUCACGCUCCAACUUUCAGCCCGAGUCGGGGAUAAAACGACUGAUCUUCACAGCCAUUAUGCCGAUGGUGGCGGCUGGGUUGAUUCCAGAUGACCCCACUUUACAGCCAAUCAGACGACUUAUUUCCCUUGUUUAGCUUCUUUUCCCGCGACAAAACCCGAGGCUCUCAGAGGAGGAUGCCGCAGAUGGGUGAUGGCUUCGGCUCGUGGGCGGGGAAAGAGGACGUGGACACAGAACAGGCCCAGGAGGCAUUACAGCACAUGUAACGAACACAACGCUCCACUAACCGCUAACCUGCCACAUUUACACUCCCUUUCAUGGCCACUUCCACAGCACUACGUCUGCAAGCAGAUGAGACAAGAGCUCACAAAGGGAACAUGGGGGACGGGGCCGUUUAGAGUUACUGAUAGAAUGUGGCCCUCACCUUCACCCAAAGAUACUGUGAGGGAGUUUUAUGUGCCUAUUUUGUUAUAUAGUUAGACUAUUGCAAACGACAAGUUACUGUAAGUAGAUGAAGCAGACAAAUAGAUUUCAGACAUUAUUCUGAUGACGUUUAAAGAGAAGAUGCCUUCAGUAGAUAAGAUACAUAUCUGUUUUAAUUCAAAUUGAAUUAUGUGCCUGAAGAAGAAAAUAGGGAUUUUAAUUUUUAGUUGCUACGCCCAGGGCAGAGAUUGUCUGAAAAGGAUGGUGGCAUUAUAUGUUGAAUUAUGUUUAAAACUUUUGAAAUUGCACAAAAGCCUGUUUUUUUUUUUUUUGGCACACAGAAAUAAUGAGAAUUUAAAGGAAUAUGAAGUAUUCAGAAUUAGAUUUCUGUUGACAUCCUUCAUGACAUGCUGUCAGUUAUCACAGAAAAUAAUUUUAACUUGUCCCUCAUUUUGUAA